UAUGUUGCCUUACUACUCACCCAAGUCCCCAAACUAAUCAAGUGAAAUUUUCAUACACAAUUUUUUCUCUGAGCAUCAAAGUCAUUUUUUAUGGCUAGCUAUGCAUUGAUUAAGCUUGCUGUGUUUGUGGCCUUGUGCAUGGUGGUGAGUGUACCCAUAGCCAAUGCCAUAACAUGUGACCAAGUGUCCCACAACCUCGUUCCAUGCCUAGACUACUUGAGGAAUUGCGGUGCUGUCCCUGAACCUUGUUGUAGAGGAAUUAGCAACCUCAAUGACUUGGGAAGAACCACCGCUGAGCGCCGGACCAUUUGCAAUUGUCUGAAAGAGAAUGCUCCUAGCUUGACCGGAGUUAAUCCAACCUUGGCAGAAGAGCUUCCCGCCAAGUGUGGAGUCAAUGUUCCUUACAAGAUUAGCCCCAACCCAAACUGCGCAAACGUGCAGUGAACUUGAUGGGAGAUUAAUUUUUCGGCCCCAAAUAAUAUGAGAAUGAAAACAAAGUGUGAUUCCUCAUCGUCCCUAGUACUUCGAUUUUCAUCCACAUGGUGAUGAAUAUUGUAAUACUUAUAUGGAAUUUAUAAUAAAAGAAAUGUUGUUCUCUUUUCUCUUUUA
Molecule: messenger RNA, 609 nt
Organism: Prunus dulcis (almond)
Lineage: Eukaryota; Viridiplantae; Streptophyta; Magnoliopsida; Rosales; Rosaceae
Product: non-specific lipid-transfer protein-like
Exons: 2
Coding region: 91-444 (117 amino acids)
Biological process (GO): lipid transport
Cellular component (GO): membrane
Molecular function (GO): lipid binding
Source: RefSeq, a predicted model, not a curated record